This is a messenger RNA of Mauremys reevesii (Reeves's turtle), 5022 nucleotides long. It is a transcript of the gene ATG9A, whose product is annotated as autophagy related 9A. The coding region runs from base 159 to 2711 and encodes 850 amino acids. The record is from RefSeq and is a predicted model, not a curated record. Lineage: Eukaryota; Metazoa; Chordata; Testudines; Geoemydidae. Gene Ontology annotation, biological process: autophagy of mitochondrion; protein localization to phagophore assembly site. The transcript is spliced from 15 exons. Gene Ontology annotation, cellular component: autophagosome; phagophore assembly site.
GCGCCGCCCGCAGGCCCCGGUUGGCCGCCGGAGCCGCCAGUUCAGAGGUGGUGACACAGGAGGCGGCGGCCCGGCCUGGCGCUGGGAGGGGGCGGCAGGGGCCGGUUACCGGGGAGACCGGGCAGCGCCCCGCGCUCCAUGCGGCCCGGGCCGGCGCCAUGGCCCACUUCGACACGCAGUACCAGCGCCUGGAGGCCUCCUACAGCGACUCGCCCCCAGGGGAGGAGGAUCUGCUGGUGCACGUCCCCGAGGGCAGCAAAUCUCCCUGGCAUCACAUAGAGAACCUGGACCUCUUCUUCUCUCGCGUCUAUAACCUGCAUCAGAAGAACGGCUUCACCUGCAUGCUGAUUGGCGAGAUCUUUGAGCUCAUGCAGUUCAUUUUCGUGGUGGCCUUCACCACCUUCCUUGUCAGCUGCGUUGACUAUGACAUCCUGUUUGCCAACAAGAUGGUGAAUCACAGCCAGCACACCAGCGAGCUUGUCAAGGUGACACUGCCAGAUGCCUUUCUGCCUCCCAGCGUGUGCAGCGCAAGAAUCCAGCAGAACGGCUUUCUCAUUUCCAUCCUGGUGAUAGCGGGGGUUUUCUGGAUCCAUCGACUCAUCAAAUUUAUCUACAACAUCUGCUGCUACUGGGAGAUUCACUCCUUCUACAUCAACGCCCUCAAAAUCCCCAUGUCCAACCUGCCCUAUUACACCUGGCAGGAGGUGCAGGCUCGCAUUGUGCAGAUCCAGAAGGAGCAUCAGAUCUGCAUCCACAAGAAGGAGCUGACGGAGCUGGACAUCUACCACCGCAUCCUGCGCUUCAAGAACUACAUGGUGGCCAUGGUGAACAAGUCGCUGCUGCCCAUCCGCUUCCGCCUGCCCGGGCUGGGCGACACCAUCUUCUACACCCGCGGCCUCAAGUACAACUUCGAGCUCAUCUUCUUCUGGGGGCCCGGCUCGCUCUUUGAGAACGAGUGGAGCCUCAAGGCGGAGUACAAGCGGGGCGGCAACCGCCUGGAGCUGGCCGAGAAGCUGAGCGCCCGCAUCCUCUGGAUCGGCAUCGCCAACUUCCUCCUCUGCCCGCUCAUCCUCAUCUGGCAGAUCCUCUAUGCCUUCUUCAGCUACACCGAGAUCCUGAAGCGGGAGCCGGGCAGCCUGGGCGCCCGCUGCUGGUCGCUCUACGGCCGCUGCUACCUGCGCCACUUCAACGAGCUGGACCACGAGCUGCACUCCCGCCUCAGCAAGGGCUACAAGCCGGCCUCCAAGUACAUGAACUGCUUCAUCUCCCCCCUGCUCACCAUCGUGGCCAAGAACGUGGCCUUCUUCGCCGGCUCCAUCCUGGCCGUGCUCAUCGCCCUCACCAUCUACGACGAGGACGUGCUGGCUGUGGAGCACGUCCUCACCACCGUCACCCUGCUGGGCGUGGGCGUCACCGUCUGCCGGUCCUUCAUCCCAGACCAGCACCUGGUGUUCUGCCCAGAGCAGCUGCUGCGGGUGAUCCUGGCACACAUCCACUACAUGCCUGACCACUGGCAGGCCAACGCCCACCGCUACGAGACCCGGGACGAGUUUUCUCAGCUCUUCCAGUACAAAGCGGCGUUCAUCCUGGAGGAGCUGCUGAGCCCCAUCGUUACCCCCUUGAUCCUCAUCUUCUGCCUGCGGCCCAAGUCCCUGGAGAUCAUCGACUUCUUCCGGAACUUCACCGUGGAGGUGGUGGGCGUGGGCGACACCUGCUCCUUCGCACAGAUGGACGUGCGCCAGCACGGGCACCCGGCGUGGAUGUCGGCGGGGAAGACUGAGGCCUCCAUCUACCAGCAGGCCGAGGAUGGCAAGACUGAGCUGUCCCUCAUGCACUUCGCCAUCACCAACCCCAAGUGGCAGCCGCCCCGCGAGAGCACGGCCUUCAUCGGCUUCCUCAAGGAGCGCGUGCUGCGCGACAGCAGCGUGGCGCUGGCCCAGCAGGCCGUGCUGCCUGACAAUGCCCUCUUCACCUCCAUCCAGUCCCUGCAGUCGGAGUCCGAGCCUCACAGCCUGAUUGCCAAUGUGAUCGCGGGCUCCUCAGCCCUGGGGUACGUGAGCCACGAGCUGCAGGCCUCCCGCCAGCUCUCCGAGGUGGCCUCUGCCCUGCGCUCCUUCUCCCCGCUCCAGUCUGCCCAGCAAACUCACAGCAGCUUCCAGACGUCCGGGUCCCACGUGGAGGGGGCACCGCCCCGGACCCACAGCACCAUGACGGCUUCUGGCACGGAUGCCAGAACAGCGAGCUCAGGGAGCAGCGCCUGGGAGGGCCAGUUACAGAGCCUGAUCCUGUCGGAAUACGCCUCCACCGAGAUGAGCCUGCACGCACUCUACAUGCACGAGUUGCACAAGCAGCACACGCAGACAGAGCCCGAGCGGCAUGUGUGGCACCGGCGGGAGAGCGACGAGAGCGGGGAGAGUGCCCCGGAGGAGCCGGAUGCUCAGAAGGGAGCCCCCGCCGUCAUCCCCCGCUCUGCCAGCUACCCCUUCUCCUCGCCACGCCAGGCUGUGGAGGAGUCGGCCACCCUGCAGACGGGCUUCCAGCGCCGAUACGGCGGCAUCACAGAUCCGGGCACUGUGCACAGAGCCCCGUCGCACUUCUCCCGCCUGCCUCUAGGGGGCUGGGCUGAGGACGGACAGUCGGCACGACACCCGGAGCCGGUUCCAGAGGAGAGCUCGGAGGAUGAGCUUCCGCCUCAGAUACACAAGGUGUAGCUCUGGGGGUGAGGAUCUCGUGGGAUUCCGGACUCUGGAGCAGCCUGGGCAGCAGGACCCCGGGGUCCCGGCCCCCUCCCCUGUCCCGCAGAGGUGGGGCGGGCAGAGGUGCCUAGCGCUGGCGUUCAUGCCGAAGGGACAGAACCACCACGUCAGCGCCUUGCGGUGGAAGCUUCUGUACAGACGUGUGUCAAGCCAACAUCACUCUGACUCGUACUCAUGUUGGGUGAAUGCGUGUGUGAGUACAUACGUGUAUCCGUGUCCGCAUAUGUGUUGUCCGUGUCGGGAAUCGGCCAAGAGCUGCACGGAGCACCGCAGAGCCUGCGCGAGGCCAGCAGGGGAGAGCUCCGCGGGUUCCGGCUGCCGGCGGGAGAGGCUGCUGUGGAGUCCCUGAGCAGAGCCAGCGACGCCUCUUCCACAGUCCAGCUCAAGACCCUCCUUCGAGCUGCAGCCGGCCUGGCCCGGCCCGGCUUCCCGCCGGGGGAGGGACGCACCAGAAUCUAUUUUUGUAACAAGGGUGGAGAGUUGGGUUCCCCCGAGGAGGCGUGUGCUGGAGUCUGACCCCUGCUGGGGCCUUUACAAGGCCGCGCCCUCCCCCAAAGCCCAGGCAGCUCCGUGUGUUCUGGCUCCGAGCUGCCCUGUCCGUGGUGCGGGGGCUGCCACUGCUCCUGGCACAGGGCUCCCCCCAAGUGACCCCACACCCCACUUGCUGCUAUUGUCCGUGGGUCCCUCUAGCCUCCGAGCGCAGACAGCCUGGGCAGCAGCAGGGGAGCCUCCCGGCUGCCAAAGCCCUGCUCGUGGCUGGCCAGCGGCUGCUGCUCACAGUGGCCCUGGCCCCCUCGAACUAACCAAGCCCCCCUUGGACGGCAGAGCGGGGGGGACGGGGCCCCCUCGGUCAACACUAAUGGAGCAAGUGAAAGGAAAGAAUCAGGUGACUCGAGUAGCUUUGCUCCCCCUUCCCCUCCCCCGCCCAAGGGGGAGUCUGGCCUGGGCCCCUGUCCUGGGACUGGACCCCUUGCUGGGGAGCUGGGCCAGGCGGUGCCUCCCUCCUUGUAAAUCAUUAGCACAUGGGCGGCCAAUCACAGCACAGGGGCGGGGGCGGCUCCGGCCAAUCAGAGUACAGCUCUACUAGGUUAUUGAGUGACAGCGGCAGCUCCCAGAGGCCGGUGACAUUCUCCCCCCUUCUCCCUGCAUCGCCCCCAGCCCUGCUCCCACAGCGCCGAGCUAGGGGUCGGCCCCACGGUGCUCUGCUCUGCACUGUACGGCUGGGGGGCAGGACACCUGGGAUCUCCCCCCCUGGCCCCCCCGCUCCUGUGGGCCUCAGGCUGGGGGCCCUGCUCCCACAGCGCCCAGCCUGAGCUAGGGGUCGGCCCCACGGUGCUCUGCACUGUACGGCUGGGGGGCAGGACUCCUGGGGUCUCUCCCCAGCUCUGCCAGGGGCUUGCUGUGUGAUGGGGGUGGGUCUCUUGGCUGACUAAAGCUCCCCUGCAGCCUGGGCUGCUCUGGCAUCCUGCCUGGCGGGCAGAGCACUGACUAUUCCGGGGGGGGGUGGGCUGUCCCUUUAAUACCCCUGCCCGGUUCUCCUCCCCCUGCCUCGCCGUGGGGCAGGCCCUGAGCGUCACUAGCCCAGCCUAUUGGUGCUUUACAGGUUUGAUGAGGGACAAAGCGCUUCAGUGGCCUUUGAAACGGGGCAAGUCUCAGCAAAGCAGCGCCAGGCCGGCCCCUCUGCCCUGGCGCCUGGAACAGGCAGACCUCAGGCUCCCUUCGCAGCAGGAACCAGGCGUGGCCAGAGCGCAGCCUGCAGAGGUGCAGCCCUGGGAGAGGGCAGGGCCCAGCGGGCAGUUAGUUCUGUCUCAGGCCAGCGUGGCUGGGAAAUGUAGUUCCCGGGUCGCACCUCUGCAUUAGUGGCUGUGCUCUGUACAGACGGGCUGGCGGAGACUCUCUUGGGCGACGCCCUCAGCCCGGAGCUCCUGUUCCUAGCACAGGGUCUCCAAGCCUGAGCCGCAGCCCCCACGUGAGAGCUCUGAGCCCCGGGGAACGCUGGGCCUUUCUGAAGGGGUGACUGGCAGCUGCUCCAGGCUGCGGCUCCUGGAGGCGAGGCCUGGAGCAGCCGGAGAACCUUGCCACGUGCUGUGCUUGUGUCUGUCCGUCGCCUGUGUGCAUGGCAAGCUGCCCUCCCCCGCCUGUUCCGCUUGUGCCACCAGCGGGGGUGUGCGGGCGCGGAGCUCUUUGGGCAUGUGCUGACUAGCCGAGCUCGCGCCCCUCGCUGUAAGCUGUAGAGCCAUUUAAUAAAGAGGGGGCAUUUCAUUCA